GCCGAGGCGGGCAGGAGGGAGGGAAGGAGGGGGAAGAUGGCGGCGCCGGGGCGAGGGCUGCUGGCGGCGGGGCUGUUCCGCGGGCGGGUCGCCAUUGUCACCGGCGGCGGCACCGGCAUCGGCAAGGCCAUCGCCGCCGACCUGUUGGCGCUAGGUUGCAAUGUUGUCAUUGCCUCUCGUAAAUUUGAUCGAUUAAAAGCUGCAGCAGAAGAGCUCAACAACAGAUUGGCCUCCGUGAGUCCUGCCCAAGUGACCCCCAUGGAGUGCAAUAUCCGCAAAGAAGAAGAGGUAGAGGCUUUGGUGAAGUCUACACUGAGUCUGCAUGGGAAGAUUGACUUCCUGGUGAAUAAUGGAGGGGGCCAGUUUGCAAGUCCUUCUGAAGCCAUCCGUGCAAAAGGCUGGAAUGCUGUGAUAGACACCAAUCUGACAGGGACCUUCUAUUGUUGCAAAGCAGUGUACAAUGCCUGGAUGCAGGAACAUGGAGGAGCCAUUGUCAACAUUACUGCUGCCGUGAGAAAUGGCUUUCCUGGAAUGUCGCACUCAGGAGCUGCAAGAGCUGCAGUGGAUAACCUAACCAAGACUUUAGCUUUAGAAUGGGCUCACAGUGGAGUGAGAAUCAACAGCGUUGCUCCUGGACUGGUAUUUUCGGAAACUGCUGUUGCAAACUAUGGAGAACAAGGUGUAAUGAUGUGGUUAAAGAGCAUACCAAAGGUUCCUGCCAAGAGGUCAGCUGUUCCUGAGGAGAUCUCCCCUGCAGUAUGUUUCCUGCUGUCUCCAGCUGCAUCAUUCAUAACUGGGAUAACCAUGGUCGUGGAUGGUGGCCAGAGUUUGUAUGGCCAUGGCCUAGAAAUACCUGAUCAUGACAGAUGGCCCUCCCCACCAGAAGGAAAAAAUUCUGAAAUGCUGAAAAAGCUUGUUUCUGGCAAGUUCAAACCAAAGCUAUGAAAGAAAUUUUUACCCUUGCUGAUAAUCUCACUUUGUGAUUUGACCUUAUUCUCAGUAAUAAUUUAUUUUGCUCAUAUGUAACUUCAUUAAGUGCCUUGAUUUUUGUUGGUUUUAAAUAUAAACUUUUGAAAGGCUUUACAUUGUAUAUCUCUUCUCUGAAAACACCCUGAAAGCAUUCAGUCAUUUGGGAAGGGAAAAGAUACAAAAGACAAAGUAUCCAUUUGCACAGGCAUAAAGUAAUGAAGAAUCCCAGCCAGAAGUGAAUAAAAAGAAUACUUAUUUUGCGGUGAAGCUAGCCAAGGGGGAAUGUUUAGGAAUCCUUCUGUCCUUGAUGAAUUUGCAGAGAAGGUAAUUUAAAUCUUUUACUGUUACUUGCAUCAGUAACCCUUGGGUCAGUGUUAGCUCUACACUGUUUCUGUUCAGCCAAAUACUGAGUGUUCAACAAUGUUUUUGAAGACCAAGCAGAGUAAGUAUUUAUCUGAAAAUAAAUAAAAAUAAGAUGGAAUACUGUUAUUAAUAUUUCAAACAAAUAUGGCAUAUCAUAUUUUGAAUGUUUUGAAUUAUUUGCAGAUAUAAUGACAUAAUGGAAUUAAGCUGGCUGCAACUUAAAUUUGAUGACAGAAUAAGCAGAUAAUAAAUACAGUGAUGGAGAGCAGUAUAGAUUCAACAAUUUAACAUGCAAAAUCCAUGGUGUAUAUUGCAGUGCUCUCUGCAGUAUGCUACACGAGUAAAGGAGAAAUUUGGAAUUCUUCAUUUGCCAGCUAUAACACCUUUUGUACUUGUUGUCUUACAAUGUUAACAGAAUUUUUUUUUCAUUACUGUCUUCAGGUGUGGUUUUUGUGAACAAUGCAGAGAUGCCAUUUAAAAUCAGAAAUCUUGUAAUACAUCACUUAAAGGGGUUAUAUUUAUAAAUUUUUUAUUUGCUUUAAGGCAAAUGUUCCCAUGUCUGCUCACUUUAGUGCAAAUAUUAAAAAAAAGUAAUGACUGUGUUUGUUUGUUUGCUGUAAAAAAUGAAAUUUCUGGAAUCAAGUUGCUGCUUUAGAAGGGAACUUUUAAUACUUCAUUUUGGGCUGAAUGUAAGAGUCUGAUGUUGUUUGUUCUCUGCAAAGUUUGACUUUUGUGUCUUUCAGUAAAAUACUUGUUCUUA
This is a messenger RNA of Haemorhous mexicanus (house finch), 2092 nucleotides long. It is a transcript of the gene PECR, whose product is annotated as peroxisomal trans-2-enoyl-CoA reductase. Gene Ontology annotation, molecular function: trans-2-enoyl-CoA reductase (NADPH) activity. Bases 37 to 945 code for a protein of 302 amino acids. Gene Ontology annotation, cellular component: peroxisome. The record is from RefSeq and is a predicted model, not a curated record. Lineage: Eukaryota; Metazoa; Chordata; Aves; Passeriformes; Fringillidae. Gene Ontology annotation, biological process: phytol metabolic process. The transcript has 8 exons.